This is a messenger RNA of Lytechinus variegatus (green sea urchin), 1504 nucleotides long. Its product is annotated as palmitoyl-protein thioesterase ABHD10, mitochondrial-like. Gene Ontology annotation, cellular component: mitochondrion. The coding region runs from base 1 to 852 and encodes 283 amino acids. Gene Ontology annotation, molecular function: palmitoyl-(protein) hydrolase activity; hydrolase activity, hydrolyzing O-glycosyl compounds. NCBI's taxonomy places the organism in Eukaryota, Metazoa, Echinodermata, Echinoidea, Temnopleuroida, Toxopneustidae. Gene Ontology annotation, biological process: protein depalmitoylation. The record is from RefSeq and is a predicted model, not a curated record. The transcript has 4 exons.
AUGUCAGCGCCCUUGUGCUAUUUUCGUACUUGUUUCAAUUUUCGCAUGUUUUGUCUUUCUGCUCCCAAAUCUAACUCCCGUCUGCAAAUCCAACAGCGAUUCGUGAUGACAGACGACAGGGAGAGUCUAGAACAUUUACAAAGGACACACACUUCAUCUAUAGCUUUUCGUCAAACGCCCGGGAAAGAUCCGGGCGUUGUGUUUUUACCGGGAUACAUGAGCAACAUGACCGGCGGAAAAGCCGUGGCACUGGAAGGCUACUGCAGGCGGCGUGGGCAUGCCUUUGUUCGCUUUGACUACCAAGGCUUAGGCGAGUCUAUUGGUGAGAUGAGGAAAGGAGAAAAGAUGUUUGACGUCUGGAAGUCAGAUGCCCUUGCUGUUCUUGAUGAACUUACUGUAGGGCCUCAGAUUCUGGUUGGUUCCAGUAUGGGAGGGGCCAUAAUGCUGCUUUUAGCCUUAGAGAGACCAGAACGUAUCCACUCCCUGCUUGGGGUAGCUACUGCAGUACAGUUUGACAGGCCCAUGUCUUUAACAGAGCAGAAGAGGGGACAUGUCCAUGAGGCCCGAGGUUCAAUCCCCGGCGACACAUCCUACACCACUCCGCACAACUUUGUAGAUAAACACUACACACGAUGUCUCAAUCAAAACCCUAUGCCAGUCAAGCAGCCUAUUCGGUUAAUACAUGGAAUGAAAGAUGAUGUUGUUCCCUUCCAAACGUCGGUUUCCCUUGCUGAGCGCCUGGAGAGCAAGAACGUGGAUGUUAUCCUACGCAAAGAGGGCGCUCAUCGCAUGUCGGAACCUGAAGAUAUUCGCCUGCUUGUGGAUUGCCUCGAGGAGCUGUUGAAGUUAUGAAGCCAUCUUGAUCCAGGUAUGACUUUUAUAUCCACUUGACUUGGUCUUACCGGCAGAUGGUCUAAUUCUCAGAUUAUCUAAUAUCACCAUGGCUUAAACCACUUGGGUCCCAUUUCAUGAAGGAUUUACAGCUGUUGUAACUUUGCCAUUAUGGCAACUACCAUGGAAACCUUUAUUUUGAUUGGCUGCUCAGCCCUGUUACCAUGGUAGCUGCCACAAUGUUAAAGUUAAAACAGUUGCAAGUCCUUCAUGAACAAGACCCUGGUCUACUAGCAGAUGGUCUAGUUCUCAGACUGUAUAAUAUCACCAUGGCUAAACCCACUUGGUCUAUCAUCAAUUCAGUUUGGUCCAGGAGCCACUUGGUCUAAAUAUCACUUAUUCUAAUGCCCAGAUUGGUCUUAUUUCAACAUUGUCUACAUACCGGUACAUUUAUUAUUUUGCACUAUGUCAAAUUAAAAUUUGGUUCAUAAACAUUUCAUUUAAUUUCAUUUAUUUUCAUAUUUCUCAUAUUGACGUCUGAUUCAUAUAAAAAGCAGCAACAAUAAAGUACUAUUAAAUCAUAAACCAUUGGGAAGUAUAUAAUUACAUAAUAUAAUGAUACAAUCAGUCGAGUUCUAAGGUAGAAGCUUAAUUUAAGUUUAAGAAAUGUGAU